CUAAUUCUGUCGGGGAUAUCUAUCUUGGCACGUCCCUCUCUUCAUACUUUUGGUGCGUGAGCUGGUUACAAUUGUCCGUGAUGGAGCGCUCGGGCAGAGUGGCUCUGGUGACCGGAGCCUCGGUUGGGAUCGGGGCGGCUGUAGCCGUGGAGCUGGUCCGGCUCGGUAUGAAAGUGGUGGGCUGCGACAGGGACGUGGGGAAAUUACAGAAACUGGCAGCAGAGUGUCAGAGCGCCGGCCACCCUGGUGUUUUGGUUCCUUUCAAGUGUGACUUGACCAAAGAGGAGGAGAUUCUGUCCAUGUUUGCAGCGAUCAAAGAGCAGCACAAAGGUGUGGACGUGUGCAUCAACAACGCCGGCUUGGCUCACCCAGAGCCGCUGCUAAGUGGCAAAACCAGCAGCUGGAAGAACAUGAUGGAUGUGAACGUUUUUGGAUUGAGUAUCUGCGCGCAUGAAGCAUAUCAGUCAAUGAAAGAGAGACAUGUUGACGAUGGGCACAUCAUAAACAUAAACAGUGUGGGUGGAUAUCAUGUCUAUCCCGUUCCCGAUUUACAUUUCUACAUGGCGACCAAGUUCGCUGUAACCGCGCUGACUGAGGGCCUGAGGCAGGAGCUGCGUGCAGAAAACACCCAUAUCCGAGCCACAAGCCUCUCUCCUGGUUUAGUGGACACAGAAUUUGUAUCACGGCUCCACAGCAAUGAACCUGAAAAAGUAGCUGCUAUGUACAGUGAAUUUAAGCCUUUGGAACCAAAAGACAUUGCCAGUGCUGUCACAUACGUGCUCAGCGCCCCGCCUCAUGUUCAGGUUGGCGACAUUAACUUUGAAGCUGUGUAGCUGGUAACACAGUGCAGGCACACAAUCCAGCCUCCACAACAAAGUGGUGUGAAACUCCUGACUGCUCAACACUGCUCUCCAUUUAUCCUCUGCUAAGAAAAAAUAAAUAAAAACCACCAACCAUUACUGAGCACAUUCCUACGUGAUCCUAAAAUGAUAAAAAGCCAAGUCAAAGUUGAAUUUUUCAUCAAACAGAACUGUCAAAAUGACUGUGAGAAAAUUACCAAAAUAAAUUUUUCUAAUGCGAAUGAAGAAAGACUUGAGAAUGUUUUUGUUCAAUUCAGAUGCACACUGACCUAAACUGAAAUUGAACUCAACAGAAUUAACAAUAAACUGUUCUUAUUAACUAUG
This is a messenger RNA of Maylandia zebra (zebra mbuna), 1184 nucleotides long. RefSeq names its product dehydrogenase/reductase SDR family member 11. Lineage: Eukaryota; Metazoa; Chordata; Actinopteri; Cichliformes; Cichlidae. The record is from RefSeq and is a predicted model, not a curated record.